UGCAGCCUUCUGAAGUGCUCUGGUGUUACUCUGUGUGGGCAGAUGCCUGAAGCCCUCUGAUGAGCUUCUUCAAGGCUACAAAACAAACCCUCCAGUGUCUGUAGAAGUUUCUGGAUUUUCCAAUUCCCACAAUGGUUUAGAGGCAUUUGGACAAUGCCCUUUGUCACAUGCUUUCAUCUUUGGGCAGCCCAGAAGUGCUAUGUGAGUUGCAUUGUAAACCAUUUCCAACAGAACUGGCUUACCCUGAGUUUGUCCUGACCUACCUAGAGGAGCUAAAUGAAAGAGAGGAGGUGACCCAGACAGAAAACCACAUUCACCAUGGGGCCUGGGCUGCAGCUCAUCAGGAGACAGACAGCAGCUCAGCAGAAGAGGUCACAGCACUGAGCCAGAGGCAGGUUCUGGGAAAAAAAAAAAAAACAAAAAAUGUCAUCAACCCAAAUCAGAAACAACUUUCAGGACCUUUGGACGCCCAUUUAAUGCCUGCAGAUCCCCUGGGGCAGACUGCACAGCUGACAGUGGCACUGGUGAGGAAACUAGAGGAGAAACAUCCUAAGGCCCCAGCUCAAAGGAACUCCUCAAGAAGAAGUGCUGAAAAACUUUAUGGAGAAAUCAUCAGGCUGAUACUGGUGGACCUUUGUGGUGCUGAAAGCUCAUCAGUUUUCUUAGUAAUGACUACAAAAAAACCACAGAUGUGGAGGAAAAUGAAAUCUCACCUACGUUUUUACUUUGGUGAAAUUAUAUUUGCUACAGCACAAAUAUAAAAUCAGUGUAAGGAGGCAAGUUUAAUGCUGCUCAGGUUUUUUCUCCAUCCCUGUGUAGCUCCCCAAUAUAUCUAUACAGUCAACGUAGGUUUAGACAUUUGUGCCUGCUGUUCUCAGUGAUGUCAAAAUACUCUAAGAUGACAUUUUGGGUUCUAGUGGCUGUUUAGUGAAUGUCAUCACAAGAAUGUGGCUAAAUACAAUGGAAGCAUAACAGCAAAACAGAUUAUUUCUACAUAAACAGCUGUUUAUUGACAUAUCUGGCAUGGCAAGCAGUUACUGAUAUAAUUCUAACAGCAAUUGCAGGUUGUUUCAUUUCAGUCCGUGUCUGACUUUAUUGGUGUAACUGCCCAAGUGAAAAAAUACCCUGCUAAACCACCAGAGCUGGUCACUGAAUAGAUUUUCCUACUGCUACAGAAGGAAAUAUUGUAUAGAAAAAAGCUUUGUCGUGUACCUUGUGCAGUUUUUAUUCUGCUACUUGACUUGAAUAUGGUUUCCAGGUUGUAGAUCAUCUGCAACUUACAUGCACAGAGAGAGAAAAGUUAUUUGCCACCAGGCAAUUCUUCUCAAAUAUAAAUUCCAACUACGUAUUGAUUUUGGUGAGCUGAUGGUAUGUUUACUUGAGCUGGUAAUCAAUAAAUAGAAAGAUGAUAUUAUACUGUCAAAUGAAGCUGUGUUCAGCCACAAUUUAAUCUCAUGUAUUUAUGCCAAAAAACCCCAACAAAAAAUUACUCUAGCAGGAAUAAUCAUGAUUUGAUAAGAUUGUUUUAAUUUGAAACAGCAACAAUAAGUCCCUAAAACGUAGCAAUACAAUUGAAACAAAUCCCUCCUAGAGAAAUCUAUAGAAUAGUUGAAAUCUGGUAUUGAAACACCUGGAGAGAGGGAAGAUCGAAAGAGAAACAGGAAAAAUUAAGCAAGUAAUAACAUGAGCAGCUGGGGAGAAAAAGAGAAACAAAAUAACAGUUGAUGAGAGGCAGAAAAGAAAAAAAAAAGGCACAUUUUGUUCAAAACCUGUUAUUACCAAGAAACAAUUCUCAGUGUGGCUAAAAAUCAUGUUUAACAACAAUCCAAGGUUUAAUUCAUUAAACACCCAAAAGCCUUGGGCUUCUCUUCUUGGAGGUUAGUGAACAUAAUUUUAAUCCUGUACUUUUUUCCUGUUGUGUAAAAUUUAAAUAAUUUUUAUUUCAAGCAAAUGCUUAUAUUUAUCUGCUGGUCGAUGGGUAAAUUAUUGGUAAUAAUGGAAAAUAAUCAACAGUGAACAAAUGAUCUUAGA
This is a messenger RNA of Passer domesticus (house sparrow), 2031 nucleotides long. RefSeq names its product doublecortin domain-containing protein 1-like. The record is from RefSeq and is a predicted model, not a curated record. Gene Ontology annotation, molecular function: microtubule binding. The transcript is spliced from 5 exons. Bases 168 to 761 code for a protein of 197 amino acids. Gene Ontology annotation, biological process: regulation of mitotic cytokinesis. Gene Ontology annotation, cellular component: midbody. NCBI's taxonomy places the organism in Eukaryota, Metazoa, Chordata, Aves, Passeriformes, Passeridae.